This is a messenger RNA of Cuscuta campestris, 2993 nucleotides long. NCBI's taxonomy places the organism in Eukaryota, Viridiplantae, Streptophyta, Magnoliopsida, Solanales, Convolvulaceae. The record is from the annotation of a GenBank genome assembly.
GUUACGGCAUCUUGUCUGUGUAGAAAUUAAUGAGUCGGUGAGCAGCCAUCCAUCCACCCAUGUGAUAAUCUUCAGAUAACAUAUUCCUAGUGGCUGUGGAUUGAAUAGAAAAGAUCCAGACACCCCAAAGGAAAUCAAUUAUUGUGCCCGUAUCAUCAUUGUUGCAAUUCAGGGAAAAAUAUAAACUUUCUCUAUAUCUCAGCCUUCUGGGUUUCCGUGCUUGAAGAAUAUCUCUUGGACAGAAGCUCUGGGUUAUCACCAAAACGAACAAAGGGGGACAAGAAAUAGGUGCAAUUCUAUCUUAUGAUGGUAAAGUUCAGAUUUUGAGCCAAUUUUCUGUACUUUUUUUGGGAAACAAACAUGCCCUUUAUUGGUUCUCUUGUAAAGUUGAUUCUCUGCACUUUCUCGUUUAAACUGUAAAGAAAAUGGGUUGUGAGGUAGAUUAUAUGUGGAGUCUCAGUAGUUUAGUGGCUGCUUUUCUGGAUCUAGCUAUAUCUUAUUUCUUGCUCUGUGCAUCAUCUGUGGUUUUCUUGGGAACCAAAUUUCUAGGACUGUUUGGUUUGCCCUUGCCUUGCCCUUGUAAUGGACUAUUUGGGAUAUCCCCGAAUACGAAUCUCUGCUUGAAAAGGCUCCUGGUUGAUUUUCCUAAUGAGAAAGUGUCUGAUGUUCAGCUAUUGGUGAGGGGAAAGUUCCCUUUUAACAUUCAUAAUAAUUGCCAUUUGAACAUGAGGUUGAUUGAGGAGAAGGACGAUAACUGUUUCAAUACUAGUCCCGGGCUUGUUGGGAUUGAACCCCGGGAGGCUUCAUGUAGUUCAUUGUCAGAUGCAAGGAAAUCAAUUAGUGUUCCAAGAAUUGAGUUUGAGACAAACAAGACUGAGAUUGGGAGUGUAAGAGACGGAAGGGCUGAUGUAAAGGGAAAAGGGGUAACGAUCUAUAAGAACCGAAGUGGGAUACGUCGUCGUAGAAAACGGGCUUUAGCCGCUGAGCGUUGGACUUCAUCAUCAGUUUCAUCGUAUGAUCAUUCGCUUUCCGAUUUUCAAAGUUGUCCAAUAUCUCCACCUAGUAUCAACAAAGAAAGGAAUGAAAUUAGACUGUGGAGGGAAAACAGCAGAGAGCUUUAUGGAAAUGGAUUUGAUGCCCACUAUUCUCACUACAGGGAGACACACAAAGGAACAAGGCAUGGACAAAGAGACGGUUUUGAUUUGAAUGGAUUUCCUGAUUAUGAUGAGCAAAAUGAGAAGAUUGUUUCGUCCAAUGAUAGAGAAGAAGAAGAAGAACAAGCCGGGCGUGAUGCUCUUUACCUUGAGCUUGAGAAGGAGAGAAAUGCUGCUGCAACAGCUGCAGAUGAGGCUAUGUCUAUGAUCGCACGCCUCCAGGAAGAGAAGGCUUUGAUUGAAAUGGAAGCUCGGCAGUAUCAGAGGAUAUAUGAGGAAAAAUCUGCUUACGAUGCAGAAGAGAUGAACAUUCUAAAAGAGAUCCUGGUGAGGAGGGAGAGGGAAAAGCUCUUUCUGGAGAAGGAAGUUGAAGCGUAUAGAAAGAUGAUGGUUAGUGUUGGAAAUGAGCAACCGGCUGCUGGUGAUGAUGAACACAUACCUGACACUGAAAGACAGCUUUCUGAUUAUUCGCUUUAUGAAAGUGAGGAUUCUAUCUUGAUGCUACGUCAGCUUAGUGCAUCUAUUGACAAGAAGACCAUGAAAAAAAGCAAGAGAUCAGAUGAAUCCGGGAUGGAAUCCUCGGCGUUAGGACAGAAGGAAGAUUCUAGCUUCCUAGAACAAGGAAGCCAUCCUUUUGGAUAUCAAGAAUUUCAGGAGAAAGAGAUGGUUACUAUGAUCGAUGCUUCUGAUGGAAUCCCAUUGCCUUGCAGCAAAACAGGUGUUUCUGAACAUAAUCACCCAGAAAAUACUUCACAUGAUGAUUCAUAUCAGGAUUUCAGCGCAUCGAAUUUAUCAUUUGAUAAAGAACUUCAUGUUGUGCAUGAUGUUCAUAUAAUAGAUGGAUCUAAUGUCAGCAAUGAGGGAAAAGGAAGUGAAGGGAUGCCAUUAUCGACAAAUGAUGAUCUUACCUGUAGUAUAAUAAGUAGUCUUCCACCUGAAGCUUCAGCUUCUCAGGCGAUUGAUGCUGACAGAAGUACUAGCUUUACGAAUACACAAAUGGAAGAAGCCAAGAGUAGGAGGAUCAGUUCAGGUGUAUUUGAUCAGCUUCCCCCAUUGGAUCCAAAGACCAUAUCCAUCAAGCCUGGUGAUGUGCUGCGGAGGCAUUCAUUGUCAACCUUUGACAUUGAAAGAUUGAAAAUUGACUAUGAGGUUGAAAGGCUGAGAGAAAGGCUGAAGAGCGUUCAAGAGGGAAGAGAGAAACUCAACCUGUCAGUGGAGAAUAGAGAGGGAGAAAAAGUACAGCUGAAGCUUUUGGAGGAUAUAGCACUGCAGCUCAGGGAGAUUCGGCACCUCACACAACCCGAAAAGGAAAUACGGCAGGCUUCCUUACCUCCUCCAUCAUCAAAGGUAAAGCCGAAGAAAAAACGUUGCCGUAGUGCCUCAUUAGGGGUUCAUAAUAGCUCCUAAGGGAACGGUUUUUCAGCACUUCACAAUGUGCUGCCGGGGUUGAAGCUUUCCGGGUACUAGUUCGCGUGAUUUGAUUAUCUUAGUGGGAUAAGAAGGUUAUUAUGUAUUUUACUUUGUAAAAAUUGUAUCUACUGCUAGAAUGUUUAAAAACAGAGUAGAGACCGCAUUAUUUCCCCCGAGCAUCUUUCUACUACUCCAAGCUCUAUGGAGUCCUCAUGGCCUUUGUGUGCCAAUCCAUGGGGUAUUGCAAUUUGAUGGUUGUGUGAAGGGAUUAAAAUUGGACAUGACAUUCAAGAGACAUGGUACAAGGAAGAUGAACCACUGAACUAUCAGUUAUUUUUUAAAAUUGACGGUUCUUACUCUCGAAACCCCCAGCCGCCCAACCCCACUAUCUUCUUUGCGGAUUGACUAUAAGAAAUCAUGUAGCCAAUC